GUGGCAGGAGGUGGCUAUGCGUCAGAGUGUGUGCGUGUGUGUGUUUGCAUGAGUGUUUGCGCGUGUGUCUAGCGUGUGAGGGUGUGUGCUAGUGUGUGUACGUGUGUGUGUGUCUGUGUGUGUGUUUGUACAAGUUUAUAUGCAUUGUGUAUUGGUGUCUCUGCGUGGGUUGGUGCAUGCGUGCGUGCGUGUGUGUCUGUGUGUGUGUGUUUACCUCCUGUGUCUGGACCAUCAGCCAUGCUUGUGUCUCUCUGUAGGCAUUAGCCUGCUGGUGCCCCGCGGAGGGAUAGCUGAAGACACGAGCUGGGAGAUGUACAUGAUCAUCAACCAGGAGGACAGCAGCACGGCGCCAGAGGACGAGGACGAGGUCCUGCUGAGCCCGGAGGUGACCUACGGCCCCCCGGGGCUGGACCUGUCCUGCCCUGUUGCUCUGUCGGUGGCGCACUGCGCCGACCUCAGCGGCCCCGCCGACGCCACCUGGGCCGUCCGUCUGAGGAGGCGGACCCCGGAGAACAAGUGGGAGGAGUUCUCGUUCGCCCAGGUGUGGGGCCUCGGCGCCCACGCCCCUGCAGCUCUCCUGCAAGAUCAGCGUACGGCAGGUCAAAGGUCACGAGCAGAUCCUACAUGCCGGCGGCAGAGACGUGCUUCAUCGGGGUCCACCUCCUUCAAGAUCCCCCUGUCCAUCAAUCACUGCAUCUGUGCCACCUUCGACUCGGCCAACUCCAAGGGCAGGGACUGGCAACUGCUGGCCCAGAAGCUCCACGUAGACAGCUACUUCGCCUGCCAGAGGAGCCCGUCAGCGGUCAUCCUCAGCCUGUGGGAGACCCAGCACCAGACCUCGGGGGACGUGGACUCCCUGGCCUGUGCUCUGGAGGAGAUCGACAGGGCCCCGUCACCCGGGACACUCACCCCACUGGGGCAGGGCAGCGACCGGCCAGACUCUGGAUUCUCUUAA
Gadus macrocephalus (Pacific cod) is the source of this 955-nucleotide messenger RNA. Its product is annotated as netrin receptor UNC5D-like. Gene Ontology annotation, cellular component: membrane. Gene Ontology annotation, molecular function: netrin receptor activity; protein binding. NCBI's taxonomy places the organism in Eukaryota, Metazoa, Chordata, Actinopteri, Gadiformes, Gadidae. The transcript is spliced from 6 exons. The coding region runs from base 140 to 955 and encodes 271 amino acids. Gene Ontology annotation, biological process: netrin-activated signaling pathway. The record is from RefSeq and is a predicted model, not a curated record.